GUAGAUGAUCUGAACACUGAUCCACAGCUCAGAGAAUGAUUAGACCGUGCAGUACUGCUGCUCGCCGCAUGGAGCACUGCUAGAUGUAAACCAAUGCAUUUAGCACUCAGGGAGGAACAUGUCGUACUUCUAAAACAGGGAUUAGGAACUGUAAUGCUUCACCCCAUGUGCUGUUCUUCCACCGAGAUCCACACACGGAGUUUCUCUUAUUAUUUCGAGUCCAGAGAAUUGAGACAGGACAGCAGCUCAUGGUGCUGGAAGUGAGCUAGCUUGCUAGACAAGCUAAGCCAGUUUUCAUCAGCAGCUUGGUUAUUGUUAACCGAGUGUGUGUUGUUUUUUUUUUUUAAUUUUAUUUAAUAAUACCUUCACUUUGCUGUGGAUUAACGUGUUAUACGAGCGAUCACCCGGACGUGAACUGAGAUCUAAAUAUGGAUCCGUUUGAUAGUGACCGAGCUCCUCUUCCCCGGAACAUGAUAGAAAACAGCAUGUUUGAGGAGGAACCUGACGUGGUGGAUCUGGCCAAAGACUCGCCCUCCUACCCCAUCGACUCGGAUGAUGUCGUGUAUGAGCCACGCAGCUCCAGGCUGCUGGUACGCGGCCUUGGCGAGAACGAGCUGGAAGAAGAUGAAGAGGACUAUGAGUCUUCAGCUAGACUCCUGGGCAUGUCCUUCAUGAACCGUAGUUCCAACCAGCGCGGCGGCGCCACCUCCUACAGCCGCCAGCAACCAUCCGGUUCAUGCUUGAUGCCUUCUGCGAAGACCAUGGUGGUGGGAGUCUUGCUCCUGGUCUUCAUUGCUUCACUGGUCAUGGUCAUCUACUUCCUCCCCAAGUGCACUUUUUCCAAAGAAGGCUGCCAUAAUGCCAGCUCUGCCUUAGAAGUCAUCUAUCCAAUCUCCAAAAAUGGCGAGCUUUUUCCGUGGACGCACCUGAGGCUUCCAACCAGCGUGCGUCCUGUUGACUACAAGAUUUCGCUCCAUCCCAACCUGAGUACCAUGACGUUCAGAGGGAGUGUAGCCAUCACUGUGGAGGUCCUGCAAGAGACCAAGAAGGUUGUUUUGCACAGCUCUGAUAUACAGAUACAGAACGCCACUUUCCAAGACAAAGAGGUGAAGAUCUUGGAGUACCAGCCCUGGCAGCAGAUUGCUAUCAAGUUGUCAGAGGAUCUUAAAAAGGGACAAAAGUAUGUACUGAAUAUCAACUAUUCCGCAAACCUCUCCAGCAGCUAUGACGGCUUCUAUAACAGCUCUUACACUGACACAAGUGGAAAAAGAAGAGUUUUGGCUGCUACUCAGUUUGAACCCCUGGCUGCCCGCAAGGCUUUUCCUUGUUUUGAUGAACCUGCUUUUAAGGCCAGAUUUCUAAUUAAGAUAAAGAGACAAGCGGAGUACAUCAGCCUUUCUAACAUGCCUUUGGCCAAAACUACUGCGUUGCCAGAUGGGCUUUUUGAGGAUGAGUUUGAGAACAGUGUCAACAUGAGCACCUAUCUGGUUGCAUUUAUUGUGGCCAACUUCAGCAGUGUCAGUAUGAAUGUCUCUGACACUCUGGUCUCCGUAUAUGCAGUCCCAGAUAAAAAGGACCAAGUUCAUUAUGCGCUGGAAUCAGCUGCCAAGCUUCUGCAGUUCUACAAUGAUUUCUUUGGUAUCAAGUAUCCGUUGCACAAAUUAGACUUGGUAGGCAUUCCAGACUUCCUGGCUGGAGCGAUGGAGAACUGGGGUCUCAUCACAUUCCGGGAAACGACCCUGCUCGUGGGAAAUCAUUCCUCCCCCAUGGAUAAACAACUAGUGUCCUCCGUUAUUGCUCAUGAACUUGCACAUCAGUGGUUUGGGAACCUGGUCACCAUGCGCUGGUGGAAUGAUCUCUGGCUGAAUGAAGGAUUUGCAACAUACAUGCAGUACUUGUCUAUUGAGAAAGUCUUCCCCAAUCUUGACAUUGACCUCGAGUUCCUGAGUGUACGUUUCGGAGCCCUCGCCACCGACGCCAUGAAUUCGUCCCAUCCUGUGUCUGCUAAAGUAACUGCUCCAGAGGAAGUGGAAGAGAUGUUUGACUCCGUGUCCUACGAGAAGGGUGCCUCUCUUUUACUCAUGCUGAAUGCAACACUUAGCGAAGAGGUGUUCAAGAAAGGAGUGAUUGCGUAUCUGACAAAGUACAACGGCAGCAACACCGAGAAGGAAGAUCUGUGGAACAGCUUUUCACAGUUCACAAAACCAUCCAUCGAUGUGGCACAGAUGAUGAACACCUGGACUGUACAAAAAGGUUUUCCGCUGGUCACCGUGAGCAGAACAGGCAACCAAGUGAAAGUGACGCAAGACCAUUUCCUCCUAAAUGCUGGCAAAAUCACAGAACACAGCAACUUGUGGCACAUCCCACUGACGUACAUCAAUGACAGUUGUAGCAGCUCCAUCUCCUGCAAGCAAAUGUUUUAUUUGAAGGACAAAACGGCCACCUUUAACAUUACAGGCGGUGUGAAGUGGCUGAAGUUUAACUACAGGAAUGAUGGCUUCUACGUCGUGGACUAUGGAGAUGAAGGCUGGAGAGUACUGAUCGAGGCCUUGAAGGAAAACGUGAACGUUCUUCCACCGGAGGACCGAGCAUCUCUCAUUAAUAAUGUCUUUGCUCUGUCAAGGUUGGGAAAGGUGUCCUUCAGACAAGUGUUGAAUCUCUUGGCGUAUUUAAAGAAUGAAACGGAAACGGCGCCGCUGACUGAAGCCCUGACACAGCUCGGCACCAUCUACAGGCUGCUUGAGAAAAGAUCCGAUUUAAAUCUAGUGUCCCGGAUGAGGAGCUACAUUUUCCAUAAUUUCGGCGAACUGAUGGACAGCCAGUCAUGGGGAGAAGAGACUUCUGUUUCUAAAAUGAGUCUGAGGUCGAUCCUGCUGGAGACAGCCUGCACCCUCAACAGACCAAACUGCACUGAGAACGCCAAACCCCUCUUUGAUCAGUGGAUGUCCUCGAAUAAGACGGUUCCUGGAGACCUCCUGAGAGCAGUUCUGUCUGUGGCAGCCCAGACUGAGGAAGGUUGGAAUGCAUUGUAUGAAUCUUACGUACAUUCCAUCUGCGACUCGGAGAAACGCAAAACACUGCAGGCUUUAGCCAGCACGCAGGAUAUGCGAAAAAUCGCAUGGAUCCUAAAAGCAGGUCUUGAUGGAAGUCCGAUACAGACCCCUGAACUUCCUCUUGUGAUUAACAGAGUAAGCAGACAUUUUGCAGGUUACCUGUACACUUGGGAUUUUGUGAAGGAGAACUGGGAUAAACUCACACAAAAAUUUCCCAUUGGCAGUUUCCCUUUGCAAAGCAUUAUCAUGUCUACGACCAGCCAGUUUUCUACAAAGACACACCUUGAGGAGGUUCAGAGGUUUUUCAGCUCUUUAAAGGAGAGAGGAUCUCAGAUGAGGAGCGUUCAGGAGGCCAUCGAGAACAUUCAGCUGAACAUGUUCUGGGUGGAGAACAACCUGGACACACUCAGGGAGUGGCUAUAGGCUCAGAGGGCAAACUUCCUCACACACGUGCACACACACACACACACACACACACACACACACACACACACACACACACACACGCACGAACAUACCCCUCAGGUGAUGAGGCCGAGCACUUGUGAUUGAUGUUACAGAGAUCACGGCCAGAGUCAGAUGUGUGCAGAGAUGUGUCAGAAUACUUUUUUUGACUUAUUACGGCUAUUUUUAUGUAGGAAUUUUUCCAUUGAAAACCAGAGGUGCUAAAAUCUACCAUUUAGCUGUAGCAUUUAGAUUUAUAUGUACAAUUCUGCUUUUUCAGCAGUCAGACCAAACACACACAAAAUCCACCUGGCAGAAAAGGGCAAAAAAAAAAAAAAAAAAAAAAAGGCAAGACAUGGACCUGUUUUUGCCUCGCUUGGGACACAUCUGAUUAAAAUUUUACGUCUCUUUUAUCAGAAUAUCCCAUACUGUGGUGAAUUCUGUUUGUUUGGGGUUUUUUUGUUUUUUUUUUAUUAUUUGCUUUCUAGGAUUUUCUUGUUAGCACCUCUGAAAAACAAUGGUCAAGGAAAGAUUGUGAUUAUCAUGCUGUAAAUAAGGUAGCACAUUUCCUGCCUGCCUAGCCUUCAUGCCUUUCUUGCUGCUUCAAGUUGUGUGGGAAACUAUGCUGACCUUUUUGCUUGUCUUUUGGCCUGUCCCUGCACACAUGCGGCUGUGGUUUAUGACUGUUUGCACUAUUGGGAAUUCCAGCUUGCUCAGGGUUACUCCAGUUCGUGAACGAUUGCGCAUGAUGGCUACAGACCAAUCCUCUCAGAGGUGUCUUUUCAACAUGCCUUUUACAUGCGUUGCCAAAACAAUAGUCAUUUAAUGAGAAAAUGACUUCUGAAUUUGAGAUCAUGCAACGAGGGAAGCAUGUCAAGAGAACUAGAAGACCUUGAGAUGGUUUAUCUGUCUAGAUGUGUACAGACAAUCAGUCUUGUAAGGCAUUUGCUAAACCAUUUUUUAAAAAAUGAAUGGAAUUUGCAAUGCUUGUAGCUGGUACUGUGUAAAUACUCUCUUGCCUUAGCAGUUUUCCUCAUAAGCCUUAUUCUUUAAGUUUGUCGCAGUUUGGAAGUAUUGAUUUUAGUGUGUUUUAUAGAUUUUAUGCAGACUUGCACAUACUGAAGUCAGAGGGUUUUAUUUGACAUGACAGAUCUUAAGUUAAAGCUUAGAUUUUAAGUGUGGAAAUUUGUUCGUAUAUUUAGGUUUUGUUAUGCACAUUGGGAAUUAAGCGUAAAAAAAAAAAAUAUUAAUGUAAUAUUUUCACGCAUCAGGAACAAGACAAGUGUCAUUGAAUCAUUCAUUUGAGCUGCAAAAAAAAGAACAUGCAGGUCUAAAUUUGGUGUUGUCAUUCUGUGAUGGCAGCAUUGUUAGACAUAGUUUGCGUUUGCAAACGGGCCAUGCCAGUUUCCUCCCCUUUAAAAAUGAUGCACACAAAAGCUCUUUUGUCUGCUCUCUGAUAAUGGAGUUGUGAGCCACCUCAUGAUUCGCUGGGCAUACCAGCUCUUUAAAGAUAAGAUUACCACCAUAAAAGAUAAGUUUAGCAUCAUAGCUACUGUAGAAGUUCUGUGAAUUUUUUUUUUUUUUUUUUUUUUUUUCAAUUCUCAGUCCAGGUUUAUUUGAAGAUCAUAAAACACCAAAUUAUUAGAUGUAUCAGAUACAGUUGGAUCCAUAAGUAUUUGUACAGUGACACAAUUUUCAUACUUUUGCCAAUGUACACCCACCAAAAUGGAUUUGAAAUGAAGCAAUCAGUAUAUGAUUGAAGUAUAGACCUUCAGCUUUAAUACAAGGGGUUUAACAAAUAUAUUGCUCUUUAUGAAUUACAGCUAUUUUUAGUCACGUAAUUUUCCCAAGCUCAAAAGUCAUUGGUCAACUGACUGAUUACCAGUUUCAUGGCCAGAUGUAGCCGGCUUCCUAGUUAUUUCAUGACAAAUUCAUUUGCAUUUAGUAGGUGUUCAUUGGAACUCUAUAUGCAGCCCAGAGCGGGGUCCGUAAGUGAAGGAGGCCAUCAACAGGCUGGGAAAAAAAAACAGAACAGAUGUAUCGGAGAGAUAGCAGGAACAUUGGAGUGGCCAAAUCAACAAUUUUUGGUACAUUCUUAAAGAGAAGGAAUGCACUGGUGAGCUUAGCAACACCAAAAGGCCUGGAAGACCACAGAAGUAAAGUGGUGGAUGAUUGCAUAAUUCUUCCUUGUUGAAUAAAAACCCUUCACAACAUCUAGCCAAGACAAGAACACUCUGGAGGAGGUAGGUGUAUCAUUGUCAAAGUCUACAAUCAAGAGAUGCCUUCAUGAAUGUAAGUACAGACUAUUUACCUCAAGAUGCAAACCACUCAAGAACAGAAAGGACAGAUUAGAUUUUGCUAGAAAAUAUAUUUUAAAAAAAAGAUAUUGGGCAUCCCUUUCACUUACUGAAGACAAAACUGAAGACAGGGACCCAAAAAUAAGCAGCAACUGAAGGCGGCUGCAGCAAAGGCCUGGCAAAGCAUCUCAGGGGAGGAACCUCAGCAUUUGGUGAUGUCCAUGGGUUCCAGACAAGUAUUUGCAUCCAAGUAUUAAAAGAAAUCCUGAUAUUUAUAACUGUUCAUUUGUCCAAUUACUUUUGAGCUUGUGAAAAUGGAGACUCGUACUGGUCACUGGAAGUUCAACAUGGCACCUCAUGACAAAGAACUCUCUGAGGAUCUGAAAAAAAGAAUUGUUGCUCUACAUAAAGACGGCCUAGGCUAUAAGAAGAUUGCCAAGACCCUGACACUGAGCUGCAGCACGGUGGCCAAGACCAUACAGCGGUUUAACAGGACAAGUUCCACUCUGAACAGGCCUCGCCAUGGUCGACCAAAGAAGUUGAGUGCACGUGCAUGCUUUAUUUCAAAUCCGUGGUGGUGGUGUACAGAGGGAAAAAUUACAAAAAAUGUGUCGCUGUACAAAUACUUAUGGACCUGUCUUUUCAGUAAUUUUAUCCACUGAUGCACAUUCACAAACACACAGGUUCUUAAAAUGCUCUGACAUGGAGGAUUAGUCUGAAAUCCUAUCCACUGUUUUUUCCAAACCUGAUAAAGCGUUACAGGAUUUAUUUCCAUCCCUGACGAAAGAGAUCAGGGUACCAGGAGUUAAAAAUCAAAAGGUAAAUGUUUCUUGUCUUGGUUGAAUGCUUUAAUGAGCACCUUGUUUGAUACUUUUUGUUCUUGCUAUAUGUCAAGGUUAAUGUAAAACACAUGAAUACAAUAUAAAAAAAUCUCCAGAUCUUACUCUUUUUGACUUCAUGUUUCAUCAUGAUAAUGUGUAAUAGUAGGGAUGCAUUGAAAGUUUGGUUACACCAAAUAUGGCCAAAACGACACUAGAUUUUUGGCCAAAAAAGGAAAAAUACAGAAUUUUGUAGAGGGAAAAAGUCUUACCCUGUUAUCCAGGGGCAUUUUCAUUACUGGUUUGAUACCACCUGAAAUCAUGAAAUGAAUCCAGUGAAUAGUCAGAGAACUUAUGAAAGUUUGAACUUAUAAAUAAUACUGUUUUUUCAUUACCAAGUUGUAAUUUAGUAUUAAUCAAUUAUAUUCAAUUAUCUAAUGCUAAUAAUAAUAAUAAUAAUAAUAAUCUAGAACUUUGUUUUCAGUUUUUCAGAGUACCCUGAAUUUUUGGUUUCAGACAAGAAUUUUAGUUCAUCACCAUAUAAUAUUAAUAAUGCAGAAUGGUUGAUAUUCUUAAUGAGAUGGGCCAGGUUAAAUAAAUCAGUACAUUUAUACCCGUGCAGCAUGUCGUGAUACUAUGCGGACUUUUUUUAAUUUUUAUUUUUAUGUAUUUGUGUGCUAUUGCCACAUUUGAAAAGGCUUUUCACUGAAUGUAUUAGCAUUGUGAUUUUGGAGUUGUGGGCUUUGAAUUUGAAUCUGGUACAUUUCUAGAUACAGCUGUAUCAAUGCUACUUUCUGGUAUGGAAUGCUGGUAGUUAAAGUAAUGUAUAAUUUUUUUUUGUUUGUUUUAUAUUUUAUUACUGUUUUUGGUUUGAGCAGACAUGAAGGCUGGAGCUCAAGAGCUCUGUGACUGAAGUCAGUUUUUCCAGAUCCAGCUACAAAAUGCAUUUCAUACUUACUCAUUCAGAAAAUACAAAGAUGAAGUCCAAAGUCUGUGGACAGUUACACUGACCUCAUAUGGGUACCAGACAGUAGUAUUGCUGCAUCCAUAUCUCCAUUUAAAAACAAUAACUGAAUUAUUCAAGUAAAGAUUAGGGGCACAUCUCACUUUGUCUAUUAUUAUUAAGGUCACAUUUGAGCUUUUACUCAAGGGACUGAGGUGUAUACAGAAAUUAUACACCUCAGCUUGGAUUUUGCUCAAGUUUUGCUUGUGUGAUACUGAACUGUUAGUGUAAUUCACCUGUGAAAAUGCUCAGAGGUCGGUUUUCUGUUAGUACUCCAGCACCGGUUUCAGUUAUAAACUCUUUAGUACUGUCAGAAAUCCAUGUACAACAGCUGAAUGAAUGAAUAAAUGAAUGAAUUAAUAUAUCUUGAUAAUUGGUUGAUGUUUCUUUGUAUUUACUGUUACAGAUUGAAAUAUACAUUUUCCUACUGGUGUGGUUUUUUUGUUGUUGUUGUUUUUUUUUACUGAAAGUAUGACUGUCAGUUUUGCUAGUUGCGGUGUCCUAGAGAACAUGAACAUUUCUUUCAUUGCAUGUAGUCUUGUCCUCUGUGACUUUCCUGCCCAUAUAUUUUGUGAAAAAUCUUUCAUCUGGAUUUGCCAUACGAUUCUAAAGUAUGUACAGUAUGUACUAUCUCUGUCUCUCUCUCUGUGUGUGUGUGUGUGUGUGUGUGUGUGUGUGUGUGUGUGUGUGUGUGUGUGUGUGGCACUGUGCAGAAACUUUAGGCACAUGCAAAGAAAUGCAGUUAAUAAUGAAAUUAACUGUGUCUACAUAAAAUACAGUAAAGAGCAGUAAACAGUAGUGAAUUAAACAAAGUCAAUAUUUGAUGUGACAAUUUUUUUAAAUAUAAAUAGUAGUUUUCGAUACAGUUUGUGCAGUUUUAUAAGCUGUAAUCUUUAUGGAGCAUCUUGUAGAACCAGACACAGUUCUUCUGGAGACUUGGACUGUCGCAUUUGCUUCUUAUUUUUGCAGCAAAAUCCAGCAGUCUUCAUUAUGUUUUUUUUGUCUGAAAAGUGUCUCUUACCACUUAAUAUGCUGCUUUCUUUACUGACAUACAAACAUUUUUCUGUAACAUUUAAUUUUGUGCUGGAAAACUAAUGUUUGGAAAUCCAAUAAGUUUUUGUAUUGACUCGAUAAUGUCAUAAAAUAAAAAUCUAUAAAGUUUGCUUUCA
Molecule: messenger RNA, 8784 nt
Organism: Ictalurus furcatus (blue catfish)
Lineage: Eukaryota; Metazoa; Chordata; Actinopteri; Siluriformes; Ictaluridae
Gene: lnpep
Product: leucyl/cystinyl aminopeptidase
Exons: 18
Coding region: 429-3476 (1015 amino acids)
Biological process (GO): proteolysis; peptide catabolic process
Cellular component (GO): cytoplasm
Molecular function (GO): zinc ion binding; peptide binding; metalloaminopeptidase activity
Source: RefSeq, a predicted model, not a curated record